CUGAAAGCCUAGUAUAUUCAGUAACCGCUAUAUUUCAGUAACUCAAAUACCUUCAAACCGAAAACACCUUAGUAAAUAUGGAAUUUAUAGAAAAAGUAGUGUUAUUACGUACGUCAUAAUGGUAUUAAUCGUAUAUUAUCGGAAGGUGGUAUGCAAAAUUUAUAGAUUAUUACAGUUCGAAGUAUGAACGCGUGGCCUAAUGAAGAAGGCGAUGGAAUGGGACCUACUGUUACACGUACAAAUAGUGCAAAGGUCCAAACUCCAACGCUGAAAAAUGGUAGUGAUUUACGUGAAACUGGGUAUUUAAUAGCUGUCGGAUCUAGAACUGCCAGAUUUAGAAGAAAACAUAAAAAUAAAAUGUUAUUAAUAUGUUUACUCAUAUUGCUAUUACUGUUGUUAAGUCUUUUUAUAACAAUGACUGUUCUAUAUGUAAAACAAAGGCGUCACAAAACAGAAAGAGUCUGUGAUAGCAAGGAAUGCUUACGUUCAGCCGCCAAUCUAGCUUUGUCAAUGGAUCUAAAUGUGAACCCUUGUAGCGAUUUCUAUCAGUACGUUUGCGGCAACUGGGCGGAGGAGCAUCCACGCCCAGACGCCUAUAGAUCGUACGAUUGGUUCAGGGAGAAGCAAACCAAGGUGUACACGCUUGUACGUGACUUUCUUAAUAAAAAUACCAGUGACCAACCAAAGCCAGUGCAACAGGCUAAAGAUGUUUAUACAGCUUGUAUGGAUACAGACAAAUUAGACAAACGGGGCUUAAAACCAGUUCUCAAAGUAUUAGAAAACUUAGGACUACCCUCAUAUCCAACGUACCUAAAUUUAACAGACGUAGAUUAUUCUGCUUUUACAUUUGAUUGGGUAGAGGCGGUUAUUAACAUAAAAACUCAGCUAGGAAUGGAUGUGUUAAUAGGCUUCGAUAUAAUUACUGAUCCAAAGAAUUCAUCAGUUUAUCGACUAAUUAUGGGCACACCAGAAACUACGAAUCCUUUUCCGAGUAUGUACACGGAAAGAAAAACCCAUGGAAGUAAACAUCCCCAUAAAAGCCAUAAUUUAUUUGAUAAAUUAAAACCAGAGUUUUAUAAUAAAGCAGAAAAUUCAAAUAAUAAAGAUAUAGAUGAAGACAAAGAGGCUGAAAUAUAUCAACUGUUUUACGCACAUCUCAUAAAACAAUUUGCUUUAGAGACGGAUGAGGGUAAAAGAUCGAAUUUAACUGAAGUGGAGUUGGAACAAAAUGCUCUUCUUGCGGCUACGGAGUAUUAUUCUGUUUACUAUGAUUUAUCCUUGCUUGAAUCAGACAAUACUACAAACAUAGACGAGGACAAUUUUCUAAACAUACCAAAUUACAAAGUAGACUAUCUACAAAAGUACACAGAUUCUGUUGUUAAAACUAACAAUAGAACGGCCAUUCCAAUUUGGAGAAGAUAUCUAGAAGGAGUAUUUAAUAUAAGUGAAGUGAGAUUGGAUUUUAAAAAGGAUAAAAUUUUAAUAUCUGAUCCAGAUCUUACAUAUAUGGCGGCUAUGGCAGCGUAUACUGCUAUGAUAUCUCCUGUGGUCAUUGAACUAUAUAUUUGGAUUAAGGUAGUGGAAGUUCUAGCACUUCACACGACAACAGAACUGUCCGCUCUAUACGAGCGCACGUCUAUAGAGCUGCAGACAGGCCACGUGACGUCAUCACGGAGCCUCCAAUGCGCUAACGUCGUCAAUGACAUGCUCGGCAUGGCGGUGUCAUAUGCCAUCGCUGAUCAGAACUUCUUUAAUGUUACCAAGCCGAAGAUAGAAACAAUGUUACACGAAUUAAAGAACGCGUUAGCACAUCUAAUAGGAAUGACUAAAUGGAUGGAUGAUGACACUAAAUUAGCCACUUAUAGAAAAAUUGUAGAAAUGAAAACUUUAAUAGGCUUCCCAGACUGGCUGUUAGAAGAGGGAAGGCUAGACGCGUAUUAUAAAGGUCUAGAUAUAGAUACUGGGAAACAUUUAGAAAAUCUUAUAAAUAUAGUUCAAGUUAAAACUAAAAAAGCAUUAAAUAAAUUUCGUUUAGGAAAUAAUUAUACUUGGGCAACUGUUCCAACUGAAGUGAACGCAUAUCACACGUUUCAAGAAAAUACUAUAACUGUGCCUUUAGUUAUGUUACAGCAUCCUUUCUUCGAUUUAGGACUCGAUUCGUUAAAUUACGGAUCCUUAGGAGCUGUACUUGGACACGAAAUUACUCAUGGAUUUGAUAAUUUUGGUCGCCAAUUCGACAAAAACGGCAACCUUCUACCAUGGUGGUCUAACGCCACAGUCGAAGCAUACGUUAAUAAAACCCAAUGCUUUAUCAAUCAGUACUCAUCCUACUAUAUUCCACAAAUUAAAAAACAUGUUGAUGGUAAAAAAACACUAGGUGAGAAUAUAGCAGAUAACGGAGGUGUUAAAGAGGCAUUUGUAGCUCUGAAGGAACAUUUGCGAAGAGUUGGGCCAGAGCCGAAGUUACCCGGCUUUGAGCAUUUCUCGUCCGAGCAGUUGUUCUUCAUGUCGUAUGGUAAUCUAUGGUGUGGUGUUUCCACUCCAGAGGCGUUAAAGUCCGACUUAGAGGAUGAGCACGCGCCACAGCACCUGCGCGCUCGCGGCGCCUUGCAGAACUACGACCAGUUUGCUAGGGCUUUUCAGUGUCCGCCGGGCUCUAUGAUGAAUCCGAGCAAACGAUGUGUUAUAUUCUAAUUGAUAAAAAUACUCAGAAUAAGGGCAAGGCCAUGUGGUUUGGGAAAAAAUAGUUUUUGGGAAUAAUAUUAAAAUAUAGAAAUUGUGUUUUAAUUAUAU
Molecule: messenger RNA, 2793 nt
Organism: Zerene cesonia (dogface butterfly)
Lineage: Eukaryota; Metazoa; Arthropoda; Insecta; Lepidoptera; Pieridae
Product: endothelin-converting enzyme homolog
Exons: 15
Coding region: 184-2694 (836 amino acids)
Biological process (GO): protein processing
Cellular component (GO): plasma membrane
Molecular function (GO): metalloendopeptidase activity
Source: RefSeq, a predicted model, not a curated record